Actinia tenebrosa (Australian red waratah sea anemone) is the source of this 4036-nucleotide messenger RNA. RefSeq lists its product as uncharacterized. The record is from RefSeq and is a predicted model, not a curated record. NCBI's taxonomy places the organism in Eukaryota, Metazoa, Cnidaria, Anthozoa, Actiniaria, Actiniidae.
GUAGAACCGACUGAAUGUCAUGUUCUCCAAGACUUGAGUUAGAUUUGAGUACAUGAAUACUAUAGUACUAGUGUCAAUAAUGCAGAUAUCAUAGACACUGGCCAUAACGGUUUUCGGUACAAUAGCUGUACAGUACCUUAUCUACACUCGUGACUGGAUGAAUUACUGGUAGAUCUCGUGUGUGUGCUGUAAGGUAGUCUAAACAAGUAACCAAGGAAAUCAAGACAAGUAGUGGACCUUAGACAAGUGAAUGUCGUGGUUUGUUUUCAUUUCUACUGCUGAAAUGGUCUACAAGAAUAAAGAAAGCUGAUUCCAAGCGAAGAUAGAAAAGAUGAUUUACUAAGAAAAUUCCCCAAGAAGAAGAAAAAGGAAUCAAGAAUUGUGGGCAAUUUGUGCGAGAGUUUGCGAGAACUUGUGUACUCAUUGCAGCAAGUAAUAAAUUCAAAUUUCAUGAACUCCAGUGCUCUUGACAAAUAAAUGUUUGUUCACUCUUGACAUAAAUGGCAGCCUCAGUCAAGGAGAAAAAUAUGCCAGCCAUUUCGUCGAAUCUAUACGGUGGAUUGCAGAAAUGGGUCAACCGGGCAAGUCUAUCUAUACGCGAACGCAAGAGAAGUCGCCGCAACUCUGAUGUAUCUCAAACAAUGUACAAGCCUAAUCCGCCGGAUAUGAACGAUCGUCAAAACUGCCAGACUAAGAUAGUACCAGUCCAUGUUAGAUCAAGAAGUACUCCAGUUGUGAUGCCUGAUUCUGAAAACUACUUGCAUACAAUCGAUCAAAGCUGUAGGAAAACAUCCGAGGAAGCAAAGAAGAUGAAUUUGCAGCAAGAAGUUCUUUUGGAGCCAAGGCGGAGGCGAGCGUCUAGAGAUGAAACGAGUAGGCCACAGAGAGAGAAAAAUACCGUUGGAAGUGCCGGAACCUUAAGAAGAAGUUGCAGCAAGUCUGAGAGUUCAUUGAUUGAAAUAAUUCAGAACUCUGAGACAUUGAGGUCAAAAUCAAAACCUACUCCUUCAAAAUGUCGUGUAACGAGAACAAACAGCCAAGAUACUGAAGGAAGUGUAGAAAGCUACCCAUCUGAUGUGGACAUUAAUUACAAUAUUCAUAACAACUCAAGGAGCUCUCAAGCUUCAAGCAAAGCAAACAAUCGAGCGAGAGCUCAGACAUUGGGCGCUAAAAUCGAUUCUAAUGGAGCUAAUAGACUCAAUGAGAAGUUAAAAACAUCAAGCAGUCAUGAUAAGGUUGUUAGAGAUGUUAAAGCACGUCUUGACAGGUGGGUUGACAAAACCGCGGGAUUUCAUGAUUCAAGACAAGGGAGCUUUGAAUCUACAAGUUCGAGUGACGACCUAUCUGAUAUACUUGCAUUAAGAAGAGACAACCGAAUGAUAUCAAACGAGACGAGAGAGAUGCGUGAACUUCAAAAUGCUUUGGAAGAACUUGUCUCAAGCUGUGGCGGACGCAGCUCCCGAAAGAGUUCAGACGAAGAAUUUCAAACAGGAGAGUCAAUCGAGGCUACAAAUACGCGAGCAAGUCGAAAAGUGUCGCUGAAAUAUACGGGGUCAGUGUUUGGUAGACCUGUUGAUAUAGAUUGCAAUUGUUCUCAAAGCGUGCGACAAAAUGAGUAUCGUUUAAAAAAGUGUGGAUCUUCAAGCGGCAGUGCUGGCUCAGGGAGCUCCAAACAUUAUGAAACGAACAGUGAACUGGAAGAGAGUUAUGAUAGCGUCGAUGGAAAAUCAGCAGAAACCGAAGAUUUAUGUUGUAAUUGGACGGCAGAGAGUUGCAAAACGAAGGAUGCUAUGAACUGUGACAAUAAUAUUGGACGUGUAUCGGCUGAGGAGACGUGUGCGGUUUCGACGACUCCAGAACUUAAUCUGGAAUCGGAAAUGGGUAAUGAAGGGAAUCAUGUUUAUUCUUUGGAGUCAACGAGUCAAAAUGAAGGUGAAGGUGAAUGUCAACAGGGGAAUCAACAGUCUAAAUAUUAUGAUAAAAAAGACAAUAGUUCUUUUCCAAACGAGACAAAACAGACUGAAAAUAUAAAACUAUUUCCUAAACAAAACCACCCAGUUGUUGGGAUAAAGGAAGAAAUUGAAGAUGCUGUUAAAAUGAAAGAGCCAAGGUCCAUGAAGAGUUACCGCACCCCUAAACCACCAACAGCGAAGGAUUCACAGGAGAGCAAGAGUAAAAAAUCUAAUGGUACAUUCAAAGACAUUUCCCUUGAUGCGUUUGCUGCGGAAUGUCUACGACAAGCUGAUCAAAAGAAAAAGAAAACAAAAGAAAGAGAAAGUAAAAGCGAUAGUGAAGAAGAAAAAAGUGGCCUAAAAAUUGACUUUGUCUACAUAAAAAAGGACGAAAACGAGAAAGUACUCCCACAAUCCUAUCAUGAACAAGUAGUACGCAGGAAGGCAGCAACUCACCCAAAAACAGCCUUUGACGAAGACCAUUUAGCCUACAUAACUUUGUCGGAUAAUGAAUUAGAAAGAAAUGAUUUAAGAACUCGCGAAAAAAGAAAUUCGGCUGAUAGUUUAGAUGGCAAGGUCUUGUUUGAUUUACCUCCGCAGUACUUCACGGACUCCAAAAAUGAAGAUGAUCAUUCCAGCGAUGGCUUGCAAACUGAAGAAGAACUAGUAACAAAUACUAUGGAAAAAGGAAUGCGUAAGUUCCCCUCCAUGCCCUUAUUCUACGUCCCAAAAGAAUUCGAUCACAGUGGAGAAUUUAAGAGAAUUAAAUCUGCCUCGAUACGAAAGUCCUUAUGGAAGCGGAUUAAAAGUUUACCUCGGCAAACCGUUGAAAACCGCGCCAACCAUCCAAUCAAAUCAUCCAAAAGGAAAGAAGAAGACAGCUCAUUGGCGCAGGCGCAGUUCAUCGACCCCUUCUACCACGGAGAAAAAGAAGAACAAGAUCAACUAGAGCCUACCUUUAGGACCAAGGCCUGGACUUUAAGUGGUACAAAAAUAAGCCAACCGGUCUCACAGACUCGUCCUUCUCUUGCAACAAGACGAAGUGCACCAGUGAUGAAGGUGGGGGCAACUGAGAGGGAACCAGGAAAACUGAAUGAAUAUGUUAUGAUUAGUCCAAAAAAAGACGACGAAUCACAGUGUUAAAAGUGAAGUUGCCGCAUGAAAGAAUAAAUUUGAACUCUAAAUAACUAAAAGGUGUGAUUACACGGAGCAAUUUUCUCUGCAACUUGUCUCGCAACAGCGUUGCGACACAAGUUGCAUGAGGGUUUACAUCGAUGACUCAUCGCCUUGAAACAAAAUUAUAAAAAAUUUUGUAUAGACGGAUUAUAAGCUUCCAUUAAUCAUAUUUUAUAUGAGAGACCUAGACUUAAAGCCAAAAACUAAGGAAUAUAAAUAUAGGAUAGUUUAUGCUUAUUGAAAGAAAAUAGUAAAAACAAAAAAGGAAAGUGGAAACAAUUAAGCAGCAAAAUAAUUUGUUCUCUCAGCCUUUUUUGCUGUAAAAAUACAUUUUCGUCUUGUAUCAAAGAUAUAUUUUAUUGCAUAGCUCGUAAAACCAUGUAAAUAUGCAUAUGAUAUAAUUAUUCCUAAGCCUCUUAUUGGUUGAUCUUGACUUUCUUGUCAAGGUCAACUAGCAUUUUUUGCCAUUGUUUGAAUCAAACACUUGGUGACAUAUAUUAUGUUGGAAAACUAGACCAAGAAAAGCUGAAUGGGCGGGUAGAUAAGACCUGAGCUUCAAUUCCGUAAACGAAGAUAUUUUUAAACUGUACAUAGAUUAUCGCGCAAAUACUGUAAUACACCGAAUCCAAAUAUGGCGACCAAUUUGAAUAACUAUUGUUCGACACUGACUAGUGACUGACUAGCCUCGCUUUCACGUGGAAACAUAAAAGUGUUUUCACAUGUAUGAGAGGGUUGUCAGUCGGUAGUCAAUGCACGGGAACAAAAGUUAUUCAAAUUGGUCGCCAUAUUUUGAUUCGGUGUAUAAUCAGCAAGAUUAGUUCAGUUCACUGUUCUUCAUAAAUUACAACUUGUCAGAUAAACAGCAUUCUGUAUUAUUUCAAUAAAGAAUAAAGAAAUACUGGUUAGAA